AUGGCGUCGAUAUACUGCUGGAAGCUCGUGAAACUGCUGGAUAUCGAAAAAACUGAGAAGAACAAAGGAAAAGAAAUCGGAACAAAAUCGCCGGUCGUUCAUGUGGAAGUCCAAAGCUUGCUGGUCGACAUCACGCUGCCGGGCCAUGUCCACCUGCGUGUAGGCAUACAACCAAUAUUCAUCGACACCGGCGAAGGACUCCUUGUGCGAGCGCAAACACAACUGGCCACCGUCGAUGUCCUUACAGACGAAGAGCAGCUCAUAUACGAACGCUUGACACAAGUCACCGAAUUGACUGUUGAGUGCCGCAAACCUCCCGGCACGUCGGCCACGAAAGUCGAAGCUGAGGUCAUGUCUGCAGAAGUACGAGUACCAUAUGGCUUCAAAAUGGCCAAGGUGAUUGAGAAUGCCAUCAGUAUGCAGAAGGCCAUCAAACGGCUUUGUGCCGCAGAGCUCGGGCUUCGGCUGAAAACACCAAGCACGACAGGCCAUUCGAUACCAAUCUACGACACGAUACCCAUCAUCAGGGUGCAAAUCUCCACGCUCUGUAUACGCUUCGCAGAUGACCCAUUCGAAUCCGCACUGUCACGGAACUACUUAUUGGGGUUCGAAGAGCAGGAAGGACGUAUAGCCCGCGACAAGGCCUUUCAGACUAAAGCCGCGGCUUUGCGCUCGGUUGAUGAAAGGAGACGAGGUUCUGUGCAUGACGAGCAUAAGCAAUCAACUGCGGUCGAGAACGCCUGGGGGCUCUUGCAGGAGUUCAAUGCUAGGGCGUGGAUCGACCGUUUGCGGAAAGCCCAUAAGGAAACUGAAGGGCCCCCGCCGCUUAUGCACACCACCAUCACCAACAUACAAGUAGCUAUAGAUCCACCUGUUUUGUUAGCGAACUCGAUCGAGCAGACGCUGCAUAUUAUUGAUCCCGCAACGCCAGCAAACGCUCUGUACGACGAGCAGAUUCCCCGGAACGUGACCAUCAGCAUGCACUCCCUGAAGAUGCAGAUUAGAGACUACUCGGCGCCUCUCGUGUGCUUACCGGCAGACGGGAGUGUAAAGCUGGAAACGAAGGGGCUGGUCAUCUUCGCAGAGCAGGUCUCCGCCGCCGAAGCAAACCGCACAGUCGUGAUACCGGUCGGCCUACCCACGGGAGAGGAGGUUGUCGUUGCACGAACUGUUAACCCGAACAAAAUGUACAGCUCCUUGACAACUACCAUUACCACGUCGUCUACGAUACAUGCAGCGUGGGGAGCGUCGUUAGAACCUGGUAUAUCCGAUAUGAUUAGCGUAUUCGACACGUUCACCAAGCCAAACGUGGAUCCUAGCCAACCGCUAGGUUGGUGGGAUAAGCUCCGACUGAUUAUGCACGGCACGCACACCUUGAUCAUCACGGGGGGCGGUGACAUCAGCUUCCGUGUCCUCGGCUCCACUUCUCCGUACUUCGAUGGCCACAAGCAUUUUGGCACCGAAGGCAUGCAGGUCUCGAUGCGAGACGGGGUUCGAAUCGAGGUCAACGGCAGUCAAAUUCCGGGCGAGGACGUGACGAUCGAAUGCGGCGAAUUGGGCUUUGCGCUCCCUUUCAAUGCGCGCGCAGGGCAUCAUCAUCGGGCAAAGGAGGAGGACACUGUUGCGAGGAUGAGGGGCGGGGUUCGACUGGUGUUCGGGUUUGGCUUUGUCACGGAAAGGAAUAGGAGAGAUCCUGCGAGUGGUUUAGUAAAGAGCCAUGCGGACAUUUGUUUGAGAGCUCCGGAAUACAUCGACUCGGAUCAAUUGCGAAAGUGGGACUCUUUCCGAGGAUUCCGGUCCAGCAGCAUCAACAUUACCGUCCGCUUAGAGUCGCCCAAACCAUUCUACGCCGGCCUCUCCGAGCCUUCCAACUCGGUCCAUCUCACUCUAAACACCAUGUCUCGUUUUUUCACCUUCCUGCAAGUUUAUCAGUCAGUUCUGACAAGCUUACCGGUACGGAAGGGGAAGCUAUUCCAGGAGGACGGCCCAGGCCCUUCAAAGCAAAAACUGGGUCGCACAAUCGGCUCCAUCAGGAUUCAAACGUCGCUACAUCCCUUACUGCUCGGCUUCGUUGCCGAGGCGCAGGAUAAGAGCCUCGGCGUGGGGCUGAGGUGUCGCGCCGCGCAAGUCGUCAUGGAUAUGACAUUAUUGCAGAGGGUGAUUCAGCAGCGACGGCCCAAAGAGGAGCUUCUCAAGCGGAAACCCACGAGCAAAUGGAUUUUGCGCGACUCUGAGCUCGAAUUGACAGAUGUGGAAGCUAGGGCUUUAGCAUUUGGGGACUUCAGCGAAGCACGUCCUGCCACGUUGGAAAAGCCUCUAUCAGUGGACGAGCUCGAUCAGCCAGGGGCCAGUGAUGAUAAGGACUGGAUCUUUCCACGCGACGCGCUUCGAAAAAAGAGACCGACUUUGAACCUCGUUCCGUUUGCUUGGACGCCCAAAAUCAUCUACACUAAAUCGAACGACACGAAGGUAUCCGGCGCGCAGGAUAGCACACGGUCUAAGAAGGAUAUUUUCGAGGUGCAGAAGCAUCUGUUCAAGAGCCGACUGCGGGAGAUUGAAGCGGCGAUUCGUCAUUAUCUCGAAAUGCAGCGUGGUCUGGAAUACCGUAUGGCUGUCUUCUUUGACGACUCGUUGCGGCAGCAGUCGCAGAUCAUUGUUGAGAAAAUGGCCAUACUGCACGAGAAAAAGGUCGUGAUUGAGCGUUAUAUUCGCUCGUGUCAGCAGAAACUGGAAUGCGACAAUGUGGGCGACAAAGCGGCGGGCAGAGCCGAGCGCAAGCUUCCCGCGGCGGCUGUUUUCCAACAUCACUUUGUGGUCCACAAUCUCAACUUGAUUUGGAAGAAAGAUGUGCGCAACAUUUUGUUCCAAAUGGUUUCGUUGCAGCAAAAGGCCAUGGCGAUCAAGUUCUGUCUGUCCCAUACGGCAACGAAAUUGAUGGCGCAACUUGUUACGUCCUUUGCGGAGCGGAGAAAUCGUACCGAUGCGCCGGAGACUGCUCAUGAUGUUCUGGCAGAUACGGCAAAGACAGCACCAGCUCCAAAAUCAAGCAUGGUUUUCGCCGAGCUCGACGCAAAUGCAGCACAUCGUUUGCUCAACAAACUUGUGGACGAGAUGGAUACGGCGUUCUUUGUCUCCAAUGAAACAGAAGUGGAGCAGGAUGACGAUGCGGCAGAGUCCAACAAUCGAGGGGCUGCGCUUGCCUUCAACAAUCGCAAAGUGUACUUUCCCUCGAGGGACAUUGAAUCGCCGGACUACAUCUCCGACUCGCAAACGUAUGAAAGCAAUUUUAUGAUGCAGCUCGUGUACCCACAAGUCAACCUUGAAGCUGAAUCAAAGGACAAUCCGUCACAUCUCGAAUCAGUCGUGCUUGCCGCGGAAAGCAUGCAACUGCGUUCGAUCCGCAUUCUGGACGCCCAAGCCAGUACUUCAUCGACCGCCGAUGAGAACAGCGAUAGGAAUGAAGAGAUCGUCAAAUCCCGAAUGGUGGUGAAUAUUUAUGACGCCCAACUUUUCGUUGCUCGCAAGACCGACAUUGAAGUCGCCCCUGAAUUCGAUUUGGACAAUAUUGCCAUGCAUCAACCUUGGGACAAAUCAGAUACCCCGACGGCGGCUGCCUGGCCCAUUUGGGUCCCAAUAGAAUGCAUUGCAGAUCACUCAUCGCAUCCGGGAUUCCUCGAGCGGGUGGUCGAACGCGUUUCUGCGAGUCUUCAUCGCGACGUCCCUAAUCCUUUGUACUUGAAAGGCGAUGUAGCGAGCACCCAGCCGGAGACAAAGCACACCCUGCAGAUCAACAUCCCGACAUUCUUCAUAACCGCCACCGCUAUGCAAUAUAUGGUCAUAUAUGACGUUAUCGAGAACCUUCUGGUGUAUCGAGACCCAGGACGAGGCGAACAGGUGGAGAAGAUGACCAAGAUGCUACUCAUCUUGGAGCAGAUGGAGGAUUUGCGGAAAGUGCAAGAGACGGUCUUGCUACUUCAGCAGAAGAUCAGGCAGACGGAAGCUAUGCUGCACACCGAUAUGGACAACAGUGGGUUGACAGUCGGAGCCUCUUCCCAUCGGAAUGCGGAGAUUCUUCGUCAUUUGCUGCAGUGCCAGGAUGAGUUGAUCAUUGUCGUCGAUGCCAUCAAAGCAACGCAAUCGCUAGAACAGAAGAAGAAAUCAGCGGCGAUCUCUUCUGAAAUCUUGAUCAAGAUGGGCAAGAUGGUCUGGUGUAUGCUGACUGACGAGCAAACGCCCCUCUGUGAAUGGACGCUUGAUAAAGCGCAGUUUGGUGGGGUCCAUCACGAGGAUCAGACGGACGUCAACACGCUUCAUAUCGACAAGCUUCAUCUGGAGAACCAUAUGUCGGCUAUGAACUCCUUCAAGGAGGUCAUUGCGCCUUAUUCGCCCGACAUGACUGAUGUGGACUUCACCCGGCACAAGAUGAUUCGCGUAUACUGGCGUCAGAUGGCACCUGUUGCUGGCAUCAAAGUGGUCGAUCACUUCGAAGUCAACAUAUAUCCCCUUCUCAUCCAAGUAACUUACGAUAUGGCGAAGGAGAUUGUGUUUUAUCUCUUUCCGGAGAAGAAAGCCAAGGCCGCCGCGAAAACCCAUGCUCAGCAGUUGCAUAAUACCAUUUCCUCCACGAGCGCCGAUAAUGUAGCUGUGGUUGAUGACAAGCUUCGACCGAGUUCACCAUCGGAGCCCGAUAUGUCUCCCCAGACUGAGAGAAAGCGACGGUUUAAGAGCGGGACUUUCUCAUACAGUCACGGGAGAACCCUCAGCAGUAAAAGCGAGACCAAGGAGGAGGCGUCGUCGUCUCCGAAAUUGCGACGAAAGGAGACGCGAGUGAAUGAACUCAAACAAAUGCAAGCCAGAGCCUCGGAAAAUCGAUCGUUCAUCUACAUCAAGAUGCCCGGAGCCAAUCAUUGUUUGAGUUAUCGGGGGUCGAAAGAGAAAAACAUUGAGGAUUUGUACAUGUUCGCGUUCAAAAUGCCAACGCUCGAGUUUCGCAACAAGACUUGGACGUGGCUUGACUUCUUGGACGCUGUAAAGAAAGAGGCACUCCGGGCGGUCCUGGCAAACACCGGAGCGCUAGUUAGAGAGAAGCUCUUCGUCAAGCGGAAACCGAGCACGGCUUCAGACGAACAUGGUAAUGCUACUUUGCAAGCUCCACCUGCCCGGCAUAACAAAUUUCCUGGGAGAGGCAUUUUUGGAAGCCGGAAAGACGGUAGCGACAAGGAGAAGGAUACCACGAAGGAGAAACAGAAAGAAAAGGAGAAGGAAAAGGAGGUUGGGAAGGAGAAAUCACAGAGUGGUUUGCCAUCGAAAGACAAGCCGACGAAGGAAAUCAAGAAGACACGCAUGCCGCCGUCCACAGAGCUGUUGUUCGAGGUUAACGAGGAGGAUUGA
Messenger RNA from Fimicolochytrium jonesii, 5391 nucleotides. RefSeq names its product golgi-body localization protein domain-containing protein. Bases 1 to 5391 code for a protein of 1796 amino acids. Lineage: Eukaryota; Fungi; Chytridiomycota; Chytridiomycetes; Spizellomycetales; Powellomycetaceae. The transcript is spliced from 5 exons. The record is from RefSeq and is a predicted model, not a curated record.